AUGGCUGGCCCUUGUGUUGCUACUAAAAUUCCACCCGAAAUUUUCAUUAAUAUUUGCCAAGAUCUUCCUCCUUCAGAUCUUCUCUCUCUUGCUCAAGUUUGUAAAAAGUUUCAUGCCUACUUAUGUUCAACUUAUUCCAAAACAACUCAAGAAAUUUGGCGCAAUUCUCGAUCUCAAUUUUUAUUGUAUGCUAAAAUGCCUCCUCCUGAUAAUAUGGAUGAACGUCUAUAUGUAAAACUCCUCUCUGAGCGUGGUUGUCAAUUUUGUAAUAAAUCGCGAAUACGAAGAAUUUAUUGGGCUUUUCGUGUUCGUUGUUGUAAAUCUUGUUUAGAUGAGAGAACAAUGAGAUUAGAUCAAAUUCGGCGUGAUUUGUUAUCAAAAUUUUCAAUUCCUGAUGAUAUUUUAUGUGGAUUGACUUAUACCACCGGAUUUUAUAAAUGGGGUUGGGAUCGAAGUCCAAAACAUCGUCCUGCAAAUCUAUAUUGGCGCGAGGAUGUUUAUCGUGUCUAUAAUGAAUACAUUAAACUUGAUUUGGAUGAAAGAAAAAGUUGGCUUCUCAACAAACGAAAGGAAGGACGACAAAGAAUGGAAGAUGUUGCCCAACGCGAGAUCGAGCAUGAGAAUGAAUAUUGGGUGAAAGCUAUGGAGAAUGAAAAAAAACGCGAAGAACGCGCUUCUACUAUUGAAACCAUGAUAAAAAAAGAGAGAAAUGAUUAUGGUUUAUUAAAAUUUAAAAUGCCUAUAGUAGAACAAUGUAUGGUUUAUAAUAAAGCCAUAAUGUCAUCAUCCACACAUACUUUUACCGAACGCGCUUGGAUUGGAUUGAAAAAUAAAUUAAUCCCAGAAUAUACAAAACUUGCUACUUCUCAUAGAACACAAAGACAGGCCGCUGAGAAACUUUUUUCUUAUGAUGUAGCUGUUCAAACUCGUCAAAUGGAUAUACUUAAAUUAAUAUUUGAUUUACCACGUCCUGAAUCCGAUCAAUCU
Molecule: messenger RNA, 987 nt
Organism: Scutellospora calospora
Lineage: Eukaryota; Fungi; Glomeromycota; Glomeromycetes; Diversisporales; Gigasporaceae
Source: the annotation of a GenBank genome assembly